Molecule: messenger RNA, 7080 nt
Organism: Notechis scutatus (mainland tiger snake)
Lineage: Eukaryota; Metazoa; Chordata; Lepidosauria; Squamata; Elapidae
Gene: RUNX1
Product: RUNX family transcription factor 1
Biological process (GO): regulation of transcription by RNA polymerase II; regulation of cell differentiation; ossification
Cellular component (GO): nucleus
Molecular function (GO): ATP binding; RNA polymerase II cis-regulatory region sequence-specific DNA binding; DNA-binding transcription factor activity, RNA polymerase II-specific
Source: RefSeq, a predicted model, not a curated record
AUGGCUUCAAACAGCAUAUUUGAGUCAUUUCCUUCUUACCAACAGUGCUUCGUGCGAGAUACCAGCACCAGCCGCCGCUUCACGCCGCCCUCCACCACUCUGAGCCCGGGCAAGAUGAGCGACGCGCUGCCGCUGGUCGGCCAAGAGAACGGCAACAGCGCCCUGGUGGGGAAACUGAAAAACGCAGAUCGCAGCAUGGUGGAUGUCUUAGCCGAUCAUCCGGGAGAACUGGUCCGCACCGACAGCCCCAACUUCCUCUGCUCUGUCCUGCCGACCCAUUGGAGGUGCAACAAGACUCUGCCGAUCGCUUUCAAGGUGGUUGCAUUAGGAGAUGUCCCUGAUGGGAUUUUGGUUACAGUUAUGGCUGGAAAUGAUGAAAACUACUCUGCAGAACUCAGAAAUGCUACUGCUGCCAUGAAGAAUCAAGUAGCAAGAUUCAACGAUCUAAGAUUUGUCGGAAGAAGUGGAAGAGGGAAGAGCUUCACAUUGACUAUCACGGUCUUCACGAAUCCUCCACAAGUAGCCACGUACCACAGAGCUAUCAAGAUAACAGUGGAUGGACCUCGAGAACCAAGAAGACAUCGUCAGAAACUAGAUGAGCAGACAAAGACUGGAAGUUUGUCCUUUUCAGAGCGCCUGAGUGAACUGGAACAGUUGCGUCGCACAGCUAUAAGGGUUAGCCCACAUCAUCCAGCCCCGGCACCCAACCCAAGAGCUUCCUUGAACCACACAACUGCUUUUAAUCCUCAGCCUCAGAGUCAGAUUCAGGAUACAAGGCAACUUCAGCCAUCUCCUCCCUGGCCUUAUGACCCAUCUUAUCAAUACCUGGGAUCAAUUGCAACUUCUUCUGUUCAUCCAGCCACACCAAUUUCACCUGGAAGGGCUAGUGGGAUGACCUCCCUUUCUGCAGAGCUUUCAAGCCGGCUAACAAGUGCUUCUGACCUAACAGCGUUCAGUGAUCCAAGAGUAGGAAUUGAUCGUCCAUUUUCUGCCAUUCCUUCCAUUUCUGAUCCUCGUAUGCACUAUCCUGGAGCCUUCACCUAUACUCCAACCCCAGUCAGCUCAGGAAUAGGAAUUGGCAUGUCUGCCAUGACCACCGCCACCAGAUAUCACACGUACCUACCACCUCCCUAUCCAGGUUCUUCUCAGGCUCAAGGUAGCCCAUUUCAGACCAGCUCUCCUUCGUAUCAUCUCUACUAUGGAACAUCAGCAGGAUCUUACCAAUUCUCCAUGAUGUCUGGUGGUGAUCGGUCUCCCCCACGUAUUCUGCCUCCUUGCACUAAUGCUUCCACCGGAUCUACUUUACUCAAUCCCAACCUUCCAAACCAAAAUGAUGUUGUGGACACUGAAGGCAGUCAUAGCAACUCCCCCACCAACAUGGGGACCACAGCAAGAUUAGAAGAAGCAGUGUGGCGACCAUAUUGAAUUAUUAUUACAAGUGUCUAUUCUGGUAAUAUCCAUGCUUUUAUAUGUCAAAUGAGAGCACUGCCAUGUUUAUCUUUCACACAGAAUAACAAUCAGUUCUGAAGUCAGUAUUUCUGGAAAUAUUGCUAUGAUGUUCUCUGAUUUUGCUCAGUGAAGUGAUUACAUUCCCAUAGACUUUUUCCAAGUCUGAACUUCAGAAAAUAAUAACAUUUUAAGAUGGUAGUUCUGUUCACUCAUGUUGGCUAUAAAUCUGGAGAAGGAUAGAUACUCAGUCCAGAGUUUCAGACUUUGAAAUUUGAAGUAUUUUGUUUGACAUCUGGUGCUGAGGCAUUCAGUCUUACACAAUCUUAAAUAAUUUAAUCAAUCAUUUUGAUUUGUAAGUUAAAAGGAAGUAUACAACGAUUCUCAGAGAGAAACUGUGAAUGCUUCUAAUUUAGCAAUGCUGUGAAUAAGAGUUUUUAUAUCCUGGAAAUAAUUUUUUAAUCAAGUUGUAUAUCCCAAAGAAUACAGGAAUUGUUUUUAUUUUUAUUAUGUUUUUCAGCUGCAACUCAUCCUUCUUUGUGUAUCAUCUUCCUUUAUUGGCACCUUAAAAUCUGCAGAAAGAUUUAAUCCUUUUUUUUCUAAUGUGCUCGCUUUUCUCGUACUUUGUCAGCUAAGUGCAUCUAUAAAAGCCUCUUUUAUAGAAAAGUAAUUUAAUUUUUUUAAUAUAAAGGAGUGACAACCUACAGUCCUUCUCAACUACUGAAAAAGUACAUGAUGAGAUGUUCAAUAUUUAUGCUCUGCAUUGAACUUUUGUGUGUGAUACUUUUAUUUAAAUAAUGCUUUGCUUUGAAAAUAAGCACAUACAUUUUGUAGCAACCAAAGUUUAAAAUUAUUACAUAUAAAAUGGCUGGAAUAAUUAUGGAUAAUGUGAUUUUUAAUUAUUUAGAAAUAUUGUUUACAUUUAACUCCAUUUCAUUCUCAUCAAUAAUUUAAACAAAGUCACUUUUGUCCAAUUGAGAAGCCAGGUUUCUUUGAAAAUGUUAUGAUGAUAUAAUGUCUUUUAAUAAGAAGUUUAGGUUGUAUUUGCCGCAUUUGGAUGAUGACUUGGGCACUGGAAGCAAAGCUUUGUCUCAGAGUAUAUAUUUCAGAAUUUCUAGUACAGUAUGAUAUUUAUAUUCCAUCAACUUUCUUAAAGACGACAUAAAUGAAAAAAAAAUCAAACAACACACUAAAUAUUAGCAUUCUAAAUGACUAUUAAGUUCCACAUGAUGGUCAGAAUAUAGUACAUCCCAGCUUUUUCCCUUGCCCUAGAAGGAGAUUCAAAAAUUCAUUUAAGGCUGUAUCCUAAUCACAGUUUUGAAGACCCAAAUUCAUUGCAGUCCCUCCCCACAUAUGGCACACAAUCCAAAGGAUUUUCUAGCAAUCUUACAUAAUUGAAGUUCAAACAAAUAAUAACAAAUAUGGGAUUCUUCAUUCCAGGCAUAUAUACACUCAUUCACCUUCAGCUCCUCUGCACCCUUAUAGAAGAGAGGGGUGGGCAACGUGGGUACUACUGAAUCUGUUUUUGGUCACCUGAGUAACUCCCAAAGUCCCCACUAAAAUUCAGAUAAUUCAGAAUAUUCAGAUAUUCUGAUUUUCAGAGGAAAAUUAAUUAAAAAAUAUGCUAUAUUUAAAGUGCACUGGGAAAGAGGGGGAGCAAUCCAAAUGAGUAAAAUAAGAUCAAGGAACCUCAUCUACCACUCCAGAGAGGUGAUUUCACCACUCCCUGGAAACUAAAGUGUAAUUUAUGGACACACAAAUGUCUGUUCAUAACAUAUAAAGAAAAAUGCAGAUACCUUUUCUCUCUCUAGGAAAAGCACCCCACUCUUCCACUUUCAAUAAGUAGAUAGAGGCAUAGCAUAUACCAUAAAGUCCUAAGCAGCCCAACCCUGACAUCUUUCCAAUAUUCAAGCUUUCAGCCUUCCGAGGAUGCUUAUGGUCCAGAAAUAAACCCUUGAAGAAAAACUGGUUCAUAUGGAAUGUGGGCCUCCCAUCUGUAGGUGUGUUUAUGUUUGCAUAACCCACCCUGUAACUUGGUGUGCUUCUUCAUUUUAUAAAAUAACUCAACUUGGUAGUUGUUUCAAUAUGCCAUUGUUUUCUAAUACAUUUCAAACAUACAAGAUGCCACUUUAAAUGAAGCAGCACUAGUUUAUGUGGGAUCUGAAUGCAGUCGUACUCCUUAAGACCACCCAACGCUCUCAAUUUCUAUCAGAAGAAUUCAUAUCUAGGCACAUCCAUGAAUAAUGAAUAGCACACUUCUCUUCCAAUUUAUGCAGAAAUAAGUACCCUCUAUACUUACUUGAGAAUAAGCCCCAAUAAACACAAUUCACUAGCUUCUUCCAGAAACAUACUGGAUUAAAUCCAUUUUAGCACUCUAAGUUCUGAGAAUGUAACAAUAAAAAGCAUUGAGCUUGAGUUGGGUAAGAUUUUGGAGAAGCCAAUAAGCUUUAAGUGCUUGGUUGGCAUGUGCAAUGGUAUAGAUGUCAGCCAGGUUCAGAUGAAAAGUUGCAAAAGGCCAUGUGUAAGCACUUUGCAUGUAUUCAGAAUGCACUAAACUUACAAGAAUCGGGGAAGCUGCCUUAUACCAGAUCGGGCUACUUGUUUGCAUAGCCCAAUGUUACCUACUUCAGAAUCAGCCAAUAUUUCUGGCAUUGAGCACCAUUGGCAAAAUCUUUUGCAAUCUCCUGUGAUGUUGGUAUAAUUUCACAGGGUUCUCAUGAAGUUUUCAGCAAUUUUAAUUAUUGCUUUAAUUUGAACAAAAGUUACUUUGCGAGGAUCUAGAAGAUACCGUGCUAUUUAUAGACACCUUGUUGCUAAUGACUGAUGUGCUAUCAAUAACAAUUUUCCACGGUCAGAUGCUUUUCACAAUAGUUGCUAACCGUCCUUUCAGUUGGCAAUGUCAGCGAUUUAAACCAAGGUCCUUCUGUAUGCAAAGCAUGUGCUUCACCAGUGAGCUAUGACUCAGUUUUUGCAGGUGUGCCGGUUUCCUCUUACAUGCGUUCCAUUCUAUCCUUUCUUGUAGAAUAUAUCAUAAACAUUCAGAAAACAGUGAAGUGAUGUAGGAAAGUCUUAAGUUGAGAGCACUACAUCUAAUGUUUCAACUAUUACCUUUUCAUACCUUUCAAUAUCUUCCUGGAAGUAAACUCAUAUAGCACUCCCUAGAGUAAAAUGAAACAGUACUAACAAUUACUUAUUUCUUACUUUAUUUUAUUAAUCCUUUGUUAUCCCAGGUGAGCUCUUUGCCUAAUAUUUAAGAUGUCCUAAUUAAUUGCCUUCCUCCCCCUCCUCCCGUAAACUAACCAGAUUUGCUUUUCCAAACUGUCUUUCUCAUGACAUUGUCAGUAUUAGAAUUUUAUUGGCAGUCAGUCAGUUUAAAAGUGUAUAUUCAAGACUUCAAGUAUGGACUUGCUCAUAAGGCACAGAGAAUCUGCAUUUUUUUAACUUGAUAUCUUCCAGAUGUGUUGGAUUUCAUCUAUCAUCACUUUGGAUAACUGUAAUGGUUUCAUAAACAUUUUCAGUAAUGGAGGGGGGAGUACUUCAUUGGACUUUAAUUUUAUAAGACGUUGAUCACUUUUGAUUUUAUCCUGCAAAAUAUUGCUGUGUAAUUAGAAAUGCUAAAACAAAGAUAGAACUUUUCAAAUAUACAGACAUCACAUGAUAAUAAAUUUGUUGAGUUUCUGUUGGAUCUCAUUCAGAAGGAACAAUUGCAAGGCGAUGUGUUUAUAAUCCCGUGUUUUUGCCUGCCUUUAAAUAGUAUGCAACCUCUGUGAUGCUUCCACUUUUGGAGCAUUGGUUCUUAUGACUGCAUUCUGUGAAAAAAUAUGGGAACACUCUCUGGUAAAUAAUCUUCCCUAAGGUUAUAUGGCAGCCAUUCCUAACCUGGCAUUUGGGAAGAUUAAAUGCAAUAGCUGAAAGACACCGGAUUACACUAAAUCUCUCCAAGUGGCCACCUCAGAGGAAAAUUCCUAUUUUAAUGAAACAUAGUUGGGUAGUCUUAAUUUAGGACUCACUAGCCCCAUGCUUGAAAUGCUUUGUUUUCCUAAAACAUAGAAUCAAACUCUGUAAAGCUGAUUACAUAUUAAAGUAGAACUCAUCUGAAGCCCUGUGAAAGGUAUAUUCUAACGCUUCCUUUCUCAAGCGGGUGUUUUGAAGAUGUGCUUGAUUUCAAUAAUGAUCAGAAAUGCUAGGCAUCAAAGUCAAAAAACAUUUGGAGAGCAUCAGCUGUUCUGUACUCUAUACAAAUGAAUUACACAUUGGAGUUCCUUUUGAUCCUGAAAAAAAGCUAUUCCUUUUACAGUAAUUUGCUUUAUUUUUCUAUCUGACAAUUUUUUUCCUCCAAUUCAACAAUAUUACCAACUUGUAAAACAGAUCAUGAAGUACCUGGCUUAAUAGCAAAUAGUGAUUGCUUUAUUGAAAUGAAUUUGAUUUUAGUUGAGCUGAACUGAUUUGAAAAAAGAUAACCUGCUGGGCUAUCAGGUUCCAUAACUGAGAUUAUAAACAUACUUACCUAUAAAAAGAAAAAGUAAGAGUUAUUUCAAAUGGCUAUAUGUUUGGGGUUAAAAAACCUCUGAUACUGCUGUUGAAAUAACAUUUUUCCUAUGUCAUAGUUCAGUGGAACAAAUGGUUCUUAUUUAUUUCUGCAUAUUAAGAUUUCUAUUAAAAGGCCAAGCUGAUUUCCUACAGAUGACACAUAAUUAUAAAUAAAUUAGUAAUUACUGUCCCCCAAAGAUUUUGUUACAAUUGCUUUUUUUAAAAAAUCCAACCUUUUGUUUCCAACAUUUUGUCAUUCUAUCAACCUUUUGUUGAUUUCCCUUGGACAAUACUAUCCACUAAUUAUUUUGUUGUACUUGUCAUAAAAAGGUUGUCAUGAGAUAUAAUUGUAUUUAUGUAUGUAAAUAAGUUUUAAAAGCUUCAUAAAACAUAUUGGUAAUGCUUGUAAGUAUUUGACAUUUUCCUCCUUCACAACACCUUUUCUAAAUUCACUUUUCUUAAAUACUGUAGAGAACUUCCUUCCAGCUUAAUUAUUUUAGGUUUUGAAAUGAACUGUUUUAGUUACUUUGUAAACAGUUAAAGCAUGGUUUUAUGUGACACAUUGAAAUAUCUUUGUUUUUGUUGUAGGAGAAUGUGCAAGCAACUGUGGGUUAUUUGUGGUAUUUGAAAAGUAGCAGACUCAAGUUAUAAAAAUGAAAUGUUUCAGGAGAUAUGAAGUGGUAAAUAUGAUGAGUGAACAACAUAAAUAGCAAAUUGGGCUGCUUUUGAGAAUUAUGUUAGAACACAUUAAUUCAACUUUUCCUGGGUGUAUUUAUGAUCAGCUUAUACUGUGUACAAGAAUUGGCACACCUUUACCUGAUCUGGUUAUAUAGGUCACUUUUAGAAGGGGUUCUCCCCAAACAAGAGUGUUUUCUUCCAUGGGGGAGAACAGUCCAUUUUUACCCACUCUACGAUGUCUCUAGUUGCAUAGGGCCUUCCACAUAACAAGGUCAAUGUAUCCAGAAGAAUUUAUUGUGAGUAGCAUGCAGAGCAGCUGGACUGUUGCAUUACUUCUACUGAAAACUUGCUUUCUUUGUACCAUAACUCUUCUGUACAUUCAAUAUUACAGUUAGUAUCAAUGACAAAUAAACUGUUUGAGAAGUA